AUGAGGGGUUGGUUUUUAUCUACAUUUCUUAUUGUGACUUUAGUAGUUGUGGUGUUUGGUGCCCCAAAGACCUUUGAAGACAAUGUAAAAGCUCUACGAAAAAUAAAUUUAAAUGAUGUGCUAAAGAAUGACAGAAUCGUCAGAAGUUACAUAGACUGCGUCAUCGGUACCAAACCUUGUACUCCAGAGGGCUUGGCAAUGAAAGAAAGCUGGAAAGAAGGACUCGACAAAACUUGCGACAAAUGCGAAGAGGAAGACAAAAUUAAAGUUAAAAAAGUCGUAAAGUACAUAUACUUAAACCACCGCGAUUGGUAUGAUGAACUUGCCAGUACCUUUGAUAAAGAUAAGAAAUACCAAACCAAAUACCAAGAAUACAUGGACCAACUUCUUGCCGACCCCGCUAUUUAA
Messenger RNA from Diabrotica balteata, 408 nucleotides. Lineage: Eukaryota; Metazoa; Arthropoda; Insecta; Coleoptera; Chrysomelidae. The record is from the annotation of a GenBank genome assembly.